Phragmites australis (common reed) is the source of this 2099-nucleotide messenger RNA. RefSeq names its product galactan beta-1,4-galactosyltransferase GALS1-like. NCBI's taxonomy places the organism in Eukaryota, Viridiplantae, Streptophyta, Magnoliopsida, Poales, Poaceae. The record is from RefSeq and is a predicted model, not a curated record. The coding region runs from base 354 to 1907 and encodes 517 amino acids. The transcript is spliced from 2 exons.
CUCAUUUUGACUUUCACGCUCUCACCGUUGCAGACGGUAGCCCCCACACCCCAGAAAGGACGGAGAGGAAUCCUCAGUCAGUUACUCGCACUGCCAGUGCUCCUCCCCAGCCCUCACUCAUCGCCUUCGUCUCAUUCAAUUCCUCCCCAAUUCGUCCCGCGUUCCCCUCUGUUGCGUUCGUCCAGCUCACCGAUCGAUCUCCUUCCCCAUUUAGCCGUUCCCGGUAGGAAAGCGAGCUAGCUAGCUCUAGCUCCACUCGACUCCGGCACGUUCUCCUGCUCCACUCCGCGCGCCUGCCCCCAGCGGCGAGAAGCUGCGCGGAUCGACGGGCCAAGAACCGGAUCGGCCGGCCAAUGAAGCCCGCCGCGAGGAAAGACGCCGCUGCUGGCGGAGGAGGCGGCGGUGGCGGAGUGGGCGCAUUUGGUGUAUCGUGCUUCGACUUCAAGUCCUUCGUCGCCUCCAUCGCGCUCCUCACGCUCGUCAUCGCGCUCUGGCAGCUCCACCCCUACGGUCCCUUCCUCUCCGCCUCACGGCCAUACUGUCCCCUCCUCCCGCGCUCACUCACCAAAGCGUCCUCCCACUCCGCCGCCGCCACAUUCCCCUCCGCCAACUCCACCUUCGCGGCUGUCACUACAGCCGCACCAACGGUUGCCUCCGCCGCCACGACGAUGCCAGGCUUUCUCCCGGCGGCCCGGCCGCGGGAUCCGAACAAGCGGGAGCUCCGGCCGUACGGCAGCGCGGCGGCGCUGUUCGUUCAGAUGGGCGCGUACCGGGGCGGCCCGCGCACGUUCGCCGUAGUCGGGCUGGCCUCCAAGCCGGCGCACGUCUUCGGCACACCUUACUUCAAGUGCGAGUGGGUGCCCAGCCCGGACCCGGCGAGCCCGUCGCCGCCGCGGCCCGUCCGGACCAAGGCUUACAAGAUGCUCCCCGACUGGGGGUAUGGCCGCGUCUACACCGUCGUCGUCGUCAACUGCACCUUCCCUUCCAACCCCAACGCCGCCAACAGCGGGGGCAAGCUCCUUGUCCACGCCUAUUACUCCACCGCCUCCCGCCGCUACGAGCGCUUCGUCGCGCUCGAGGAGGCGCCGGGGUCCUACGACGAGUCCCGCUUCCGGCCGCCCUUCCCCUACGAGUACCUCUACUGCGGCUCCUCGCUUUACGGCAACCUCAGUGCCGCCCGCAUGCGGGAGUGGCUCGCCUACCACGCGCAGUUCUUCGGACCCAAGUCGCACUUCGUGCUCCACGACGCCGGCGGCGUCAGCCCGGAGGUCAGGGCAGUGCUGGAUCCGUGGGUCAGGGACGGCAGGGUCACCGUCCAGGACAUCCGGGCGCAGGCCGAGUACGACGGCUACUACUACAAUCAGUUCUUGGUUGUGAACGACUGCCUCCACCGGUACCGGCACGCCGCGAAUUGGACCUUCUUCUUUGACGUUGACGAGUACAUCUACCUCCCCGACGGCCGGACGCUGCAGGAGGUGCUCGGGCAGCUGGAGCGGUACACGCAGUUCACCAUUGAGCAGAACCCCAUGUCCAGCAAGCUCUGCGUGGAGGAUCCGACCAAAGACUACCCGAGGGAAUGGGGGUUUGAAAAACUUGUCUUUCGUAAUUCAAUCACUGGAGUCAGGCGAGACCGCAAAUAUGCAAUCCAAGCUCGGAACGCGUACUCGACAGGUGUGCACAUGUCGCAAAAUGUCUACGGGAGAACAACCCACAAGACGGAAAGCUUGAUCAGAUACUACCAUUAUCACAACUCGAUCAACGUCAUGGGGGAGCUUUGCCGGGAGUUUGUGCCAAAACCGACUAAUGGGAGUAAGGUAAUGUUCGAGGGGAUACCAUACGUCUACGAUGACAACAUGAAGCGAUUGGCAGCGGAGAUCAAAAGCUUUCUGCAGGAAACUGUUGGAUAAACGUGAACUUUUAAAUUUAAUUUAAUUCUUAAAUAAACUAUAAACAUAAAUUGAUAAAUCAAAAUCAUGAUAUAGUGACAGUUUAACUUAAACAUAUAAGUAACAGAAUUACGUAUGUAAUACUCGAAUGCGGUUGCUAACAUGAACAUUACAGAACUACUUAUCAUGAUAAAUAUGACUAGAUACAGAUUG